AUGGUUUGGGAAAGGUUAUUGAGGAUAAGUAUUUUGAGAUCAACACCUUGGCUGGUUGUUGGCGAUUUUAAUGAGCUAACAGGGAAUCAUGAAAAACGAGGGGGUAAAGUUAGACACGCGGCAUCUUUCCGUUCAUUUAACGGGAUGAUCCAGGACUGCGGUCUCUUGGAAUUUCCUUAUCUUGGUGAUUACUUGUCAUGGCGGGGCUGGCGUGAUAAGAAACCAAUUCGGUGUAGGUUGGAUCGGGCCUUAGGUACGGAGGAUUGGCAUGAUCAGUUUCCGGAUACGGUAACAGAAUAUUUGCCUAUGAUCGCUUCAGAUCAUAAACCUCUGGUGGUUAGUAUUGGGGUUAAACGGCUGUGUGGUCGUCGGUGCUUUAUGUUCGAUAGGCGUUGGAUUGGUAAACCGGGUUUGAUGGGAGCUAUUUCCGAGGGUUGGGGAGCUGAUGGCGAUCAGGAUACUCCUACUUUGGUGGCCAAAAUAGGAAAUUGUAGACGAGCAAUCUCUCAGUGGAGGAAGGCACAUGUUCCUUUUGGGAGGGAGACGAUAGAGGAUCUUAAACGACAGUUGGAGGUGGCCCAGGCGGAUGAUGCGGUGGGUCCGGAAGUGCUUUCGGAAUUAACUUCCCGAUUGCGCGAGGCUUACAGGGAGGAAGAGAUUUAUUAG
Messenger RNA from Camelina sativa (false flax), 666 nucleotides. RefSeq lists its product as uncharacterized. Lineage: Eukaryota; Viridiplantae; Streptophyta; Magnoliopsida; Brassicales; Brassicaceae. The record is from RefSeq and is a predicted model, not a curated record. Gene Ontology annotation, molecular function: catalytic activity.